AUGGAAGUUCAAAACGAAAUUGAUUUGAUUCAGCUGUGCGAACGAAAUCCAGAGCUUGCAAACAGCAUCGCUGUUGAUGUAUCUGCACAUCCUGAUGUAUACAGGAAGACUCUCAAGAACAUUCCAUGUGCAUUAUUUUCAAGUAGAGCAUUGAAUAGUAAAAACAUCAAUAAAAUAGUUACUGUAGAAGGGACAGUAAUCAAGGUUUAUGAGGUUCUUAUAAGAAAUGUUUCUAAUGAAAUGGUUUGUCUGAAAUGUAAUUCAAAAACAUAUGCAAAGCUGUCUGGGAAUAAAAAGCAAAAAACAUCCUGUGAUUCAUGCGGAUCCUCUGUUGUCAAAGACAAAAGAAGCUUUGGAGAGCCUAUACCCAGUCAGAGAAUAAGACUACAAGACAUUGGAAACUCUGAGUCGAUGUCUGAGACACUGGAGAUCGUUCUUGAAAAGGAGCUCGCAGGUAAGUUUUAUCCUGGAGACAAAUUGUUAAUAACUGGCGUGAUACUUACAAAAUGGAAAAUAUUUAGAGCAGGAGAGCAAAUGCUUGGAUCGAUGUAUAUGCAUGCAUUAGACGUGUACAAGCAUAAAGAAGAGUCUAUGAAUGAUUUGUUCAGUAGAAACUGCAUUCUAAAACUGGAGGAGCUCGAUCGUUUUGAAAGACGACUUUUUUUAAUAAGGUCAUUUGCUGAGGAGAUUGAGGGAUUUGAGAAUGUUAAACUAGGACUGCUUUUAGCAUUGAUCAGUGGCAGUGGAAAGCCUGAUGGCAAAUCUACACGCAGUAAUACACAUGUUCUUCUGGUUGGAGAUGCAGGGAUGGGCAAGUCUCACAUGCUAAAGACAUGCAUUCGCCUUGUGUCGCCUGCUGUCCUUAUUAAUGGUACAGGAACAACUCAAGCAGGUCUUACUACGUGUGCAGUCAAACAAGGGAAGGAAUGGACAUUAGAAGCAGGUGCUCUGGUGCUUGCAGACACAGGCAUAUGCUGUAUCGAUGAAUUCAACAAACUCAGGCUGAACGAGAAGAAUGGAUUACUUGAAGCAAUGGAGCAGCAAACACUCAGUAUAGCAAAAGCAGGAAUGGUGUCAUCCUUGAACACAAGGUGUUCUGUUAUUGCAUCGGCAGGCACGAAGUAUCGCUACGAUUUGAACAAAAGUGUUUCUGAAAACACGACAAUCACAACACCGUUAAUCAGUAGAUUUGAUCUGAUUUUUGGAAUGUUUGAUGGCAAAAAUGAAGAAUUCGACACACUUGUUGCAGAAAAGAUCUUGAGCAGAAAGUCAGGUAUUGAUAGUGUAGAUAAAGGCGAAAUGACUUAUUGGAUUGGAACAAUGCUUCGGAAUUACAUAUCAAUGGUCAGAAAACAAAAUAAUGUGAUUUCUGAGGAUCUGAAUGAAAUCCUGCUUGGUUAUUAUCACUACAAAAGAAGAACCGAUGGAAUUAACGAAUUCAACACAAUUAGAAUGUUGGAGAGUCUUGUUAGGCUUACUGAGGCACACUCAAAGCUUAUGAACUCUGAGUGCACAUCUGAGGACGAUGCAUAUGCGGUAAUUCUUCUGCUGGAGGCCUCAUUAGGCUCAAAGCCUCUUGCAAACAUCAAUAUAAAGAAAAUGUUUUUAGACGAGACUUGCUACAAUAAUGCGAUUUAUGCAGUCAAAGAAGUGAUAAAAAUCAAUGGUAAAACAAGACAUUCAAAGUAA
Ordospora colligata OC4 is the source of this 1689-nucleotide messenger RNA. Its product is annotated as Cdc46/Mcm ATPase. The record is from RefSeq and is a predicted model, not a curated record. Gene Ontology annotation, biological process: DNA replication; double-strand break repair via homologous recombination. Bases 1 to 1689 code for a protein of 562 amino acids. Gene Ontology annotation, cellular component: nucleus; MCM complex. Gene Ontology annotation, molecular function: ATP binding; single-stranded DNA helicase activity; ATP hydrolysis activity. The transcript has a single exon. NCBI's taxonomy places the organism in Eukaryota, Fungi, Microsporidia, Ordosporidae.